Molecule: messenger RNA, 3060 nt
Organism: Ruditapes philippinarum (Manila clam)
Lineage: Eukaryota; Metazoa; Mollusca; Bivalvia; Venerida; Veneridae
Exons: 4
Coding region: 1752-2072 (106 amino acids)
Source: RefSeq, a predicted model, not a curated record
CAAGGGGUUGGCAGAAGGGGGUGUGCCCCCUUCUGUUUGGGGGUUUGAAGGGGGCGGAGUCCCCCUCAUCGCCAAGAAAAUUUUGGACUUGUGGGAGGCUAUAAAUGACUCCAGAUUGAUCAUAAGGUAACGUGUAACCAACGCUGAAAAGCAUCUGACUCUAUCUCAAUCCAUUGAGAAGUUGCAGCACUUUGAAAUCAAUUUUGAUGGAAAAAAUCAACGCAAAAUAAUGAUAUUUGGCAAUUUUGAGAUGUCCCCUCGUUGCCAUGGUAACAGAAAAUUUAAGUCUGAGCAUGUUGUUGCAAGGGCAAUGGUCCAGUCAACAUUUGUGCCAAGUUUGAUUAGUGUUGAAGCAGUUUUUAUAGUAUUAUAGCAAUUUGAACUUGUAACGGGAGACUUUUCAAGGAAAACAGCCAUUUUUCACAAAAUGCUCAUGAAGUAAUGGGUUAAAAUACAGAUGCAAGAGUUUUUGGCUUGUCUUUUAAAUUGGUAAGGCAUCAUGACUGAAGUGACGCCUUUCAGAUUUGCUAACCCCGAGUUCACAUAUAUUACUAAAUAUACUUCAAUUUGUAUAAAGUUGUCUUUAAAAGGACGCUGAUUUUAGAGGUAAAUGAAGAUUAACAAUGCCAAAAUUAUAUAAAUGGGAUAACAAUGAACAACGAUAUGUUCAAAAUAAAAGAAGCACAAUUUCCAUUUAUUCAUAGAUUUUAAUAUUGUAUAUAAUAUGUUAUUUUUUAAAUUCAUUGUAGUAGCUAUAUGCAUAUAAAGAAUACAAAUUUAACAAUUAAAAGUAUUUGAAAUGUCAAUACAUGUAUAGGUAACAAGCAUAUACAAAACAAGGCUCACCAUUACCAUAGCAACAUAUUGUGAUAAAAAAUUAACAAUUAUUAAGAAAUCAGAUAAAAGUUCUACUAUAUGCAUUUAAAAUACAAUAUUCUCUAUAAAUAAAGUAUUAUUGAAUACAUGUAAAAAUGUAACAAUAGUACAAUUGAAAUAAAAAAUUUGAACAAAACGCCACUCCAUAUUAUUCCUGUAUAUGGAAAUGGACAAUAUUGUUGGAAAAUCAAUUUAGCCACAAAGGAUUCAGAUUUCACCAUUUUCACAAACGGACAGCAAAGCAGUGUUCUUUUUAUGUUCUUUAAGCCAAAAAAGCCAAAAGUGUUUUUAUUUUAAUGACGACAUUUUCGAAUAAAUAAACGUUGCAACUACAAACUGUUGAAAAAGGAUUACACAAUAACCCAAUGUUAAAAUGACGAGAAAUUAUAGGAUGACAUUUUUGGGGGUUUACGUUUUAUACCAAACUCGACAAAAAUUAAGACCAGUUUCAUUUUUGUACCAGACUAUUUGGUGUAUUAUAAAAUUUAAACUUACGUCUUGGUUUUUGAGCUUUUUGAAGUGGCCUGAGAUGGAACUUGGUGUCAUUAUAUCAAAAAUAGUUUGUAAUCAAAUAGAUGAAACAUCAAUUUUUGGGCAGAUAUAAAUUUAAUGGAGAAAACAUGAAAUUUAUCAGUUAUUAUAAACAAAGUCCGGGUAAUUCGGGAUCUUCCGGUGUAUGACAGUGCUAUCGUAAAAUAAACGUGACGUGUCGCUUAAAACAUUAUAUAUUUAUGUUCGAUUGUGCAGAUAUAUCAAUUUUUCUAUAUAUAGAUAUGAGCUGAAAUAUUAGCAUAUCUAUGCAUUUGUUUUAGUAUUUAGUAGUUUUGGACUUUAAAACCCUGUGAUAUUGCCAUCUGCGCAAUCUGUAAUAGAAAAUGGAUCGAGUUCUCGUAGUUAUUCUGCUGGCAUUGACAAUUAUCCAAACGAUAACUGCAAACGCAAGUCUAUUUGAGGGCAACAAUUCUAUGAUCCUUGUGGGACUGAAAACGAAGGUAUUUGUGUGUGCUCAAACCGUAAUGCAAUCACUGAUGCCAAUGUUGGGGAAAAUCCCUGCAACAAUUUUGUCUGCAGAGCAGUACACGUUUGCUUCAGGUGCACAGGUAGAGAUACAAUUCCUAAAAUGGGUGAAAAUGGGCAAUUUCUUUAUUGCAACGAUGAUGCAAAUUGUGGAAAAAUUUCAAGUGCAUGAAAACUAAUUAUUGUUGUCCUAUACCAAAGGGCAAGCAUUCUGGUUUACUGACGGAUGAUAUGUUUGGAGGAAAAUGAUUCAAACCUGAUAACUCUUACUUGAAAUCAUCAAUGCAUUGAUUUGUAACGAAUAAAUUAAUGAAUAAAAACAUAUCGACUUUUUGUAUUAAAUUUUCGCAAGUAUAGUCAUGAAAAGAAGCAUUUCCUCACACGUGAAAAUAGAUUUCAAUGGAUUCAUCACCUUUUUGACAUAAACUCUAGAACUAAGGCUUAUAUCAAAUUUGGUAUUGGUGCAUGUAAUAAGUAACAUGAAAAAGUUUAUGUUUUUGAGAGGAAUGUAAUGUCAAGGUACUACUUAUGUAACACAACAACGUAUUUUGACGCAAGAUAAAAUGAAAUAAACACAAGAAAAGAAGGAACAAAAGCCACUUAAAUAAUAAUCUUUUUUCUAAUUAUGCAAUGCACAAUCAAGUACAAUGUAUGUAUUCAUCAAAAUUAAGACUCAAAUUUAAAUUACUACGCAAAAUUAUUAGAUCUGUAUGAUUUUACUGAGUUAAUUUUUCAGUGAAAUGUUUUGACCAGUUUUGCUUACAAAGUAAUAUUUUAAGGAAUACAAUAUUCAAAAAAUUCCUGGGAAUGCAUUCAUCAAGUCCAAAUAUUUAAAACAAAUUACAAAGAAUUUUCCAAACGUGUUUUACUUUUCAAAAUAUACGAAAAUGUUUCUUUGACAGGACACUGGUUUAAACGUAGAUGAAGAUUAACAAUGCCAAAAUUAUAUUAAAGGGAUAACAAUGAGCUACAUACAUUUUUAUAUGUCAAAAUAAAGAAGCACAAUUUCCAUUUAUUCAUAGAUUUUAAUAUUGUAUAUAAUAUGUUAUUUUUUAAAUUCAUUGUAGUAGCUAUAUACAUAUAAAGAAUAUAAAUUUAACAAUUAAAGGUCUUUGAAAUGUUUAUCUAGGUAACAAGCAUAUACAAAACAAGGCUCACCAUUACCAU